AUGGCUCGUACUCGCAACUCUGACACUGACACUCAGGAUGCUGCUCAAGAAACUAUCGCUACUAUUAUGGCUCAAGGUGGAACUAAGAAGACUUCAACUCAGAAAAGGAGGGGAAAAUCCACAAAGGGAGUCCAAGUACCCCGGGUUGAACAAGAAGAAGGGGUGAAGCAUGAUGAUCCAGUACCUCAGGAUCUAGUACCACCCCUAAUAACAGCUCCGGCUCAGGCAACUAUAUCUUCCGAGGUGGAUCAGAUGUUUAAUGCUGUCAACAAAUUUGAAGAGGCCUUCAUGGAUAACUUUAUCCCAGAAGAGGAUAGGGAAGCUAAGGCUACAGAGUUCGAACAGCUCAAGCAAGGGAAUAAAAGUGUGCAAGAGUACUACAUGGAAUUCAUAAGGUUAGCUAAGCAUGCUUCUCACAUGGUGAAGACUGAAAAAACAAAGAUUCGCAGGUUUGUUGGCGAUUUAGCUUACCACAUUAAGGAUACGACAUCAGCUGCAACAGUAGGGAUAGAAGCCUUCUCCUCUGUUAUGGGAUUUGCCAAGCACUUAGAGAAAGACAGCCAACUAAGGAGAGAAGAAAAAGAGCAUAACAAGAAAGCCCGGACAACGGGCAGGUUUAAUAGUACAUCCAGCGGAGAUGGAAGGGAUUCCUCUAAUAAGGAGUCAUUAGCACCAGCUCAGUCCAGUCAUCAGUCAGGUGGUGGGUCUUCCUUCAGACGUCAGUGCAAGCUCGGCUUUCAUGGUUGCUACCAUUGUGGAGACAUUGGUCAUAUAAAUGCCAACUGCCCAAAGUUGCAACGUAAUUUCAGUGGUAGAUCAACUCGUCCUUCUAGUUCCUCAACUACUGCAAUUGCACCACCUCAGGCUCGUGGUUCUCAUAAUCAGACCGGGCAUAGAGCGGGCAGAGGUGCAGACCGAGUUACUCAGGGAGGGGGACAACCCCGUUUGUUUGCUACACUUGAUCAUCAGAGCGCAGAGGCAUCUGCAGAAGUUAUUACAUGUAUACUUUUAGUCUGCUCAAAUAAUUCUUACGCCAUAAUGGAUCCAAAUUCAACAUUUUCAUAUGUGACUCUAUACUUUGCAAUUAACCUCGGACUAGAACCUAAACAACUUAGUGAGCCAUUCCUAGUAUCUACUCCAGUUGGCGAGUCAGUGAAAGUCACCAGAGUCUAUAGAGAAUCAGAACCACCAACUCUUCAGUCAGUGCUAGUUGUUAGAGAAUUUCCAGAAGUUUUCCCAGAUGACCUUCCUGGACUUCCUCUUGAAAGAAUCAUCGACUUUGGCAUUGAUCUCAUGCCAGGAACUCAGCCCAUAUCUAUACCUCCUUAUAGGAUAGCUCCAGCAGAACUUAAUGAGUUGAGAGAACAAUUGAAAGACCUUCUUGACAAGGGCUUCAUCAGACUGAGUGUUUCACCGUGGGGUGCCCUGAUCCUGUUUGUCAAGAAGAAAGAUGGGUCUCUCAGAAU
Messenger RNA from Nicotiana tabacum (common tobacco), 1466 nucleotides. NCBI's taxonomy places the organism in Eukaryota, Viridiplantae, Streptophyta, Magnoliopsida, Solanales, Solanaceae. The record is from RefSeq and is a predicted model, not a curated record.